CUUCUCUCUCUCUCUCUUUCGACACUUUUUUCUCUUUCUACGACAACUUUUACAGUUUUUUUGUUCUUCUUUCUUUCUCUUUGGAGACAACAACAAAAACAAAAAAACAAGGUGAAAAUCUUUUUUAGUAACAAAAAAAAAAAAACAAACAGAAAUGUCGGAAGCAAAAGACCCGGCGAUCAAGCUCUUCGGGAAGACGAUCCCGGUCGGAUCCGGAGACUCCGCCGGAGCUCCGGCUUCAUCUUCUGGGGAUGUUGUCGAUGACAGUGUUGACCAGAAUCACUCUUCUUCCACCAACUCUUCGAGGGAGUCACACACGAACAGGGAUGCACAAGAGCAAGAGAUUGACAAGGACACAUUGGAGGAAAAACCAUCUAAUGAUAAGAAGGAAGAUGGAGCCCCCACCCAAUCAUUGGAAGAGUUCACCAAUCCAGAUACAGCCUCUAGGACUGAUGAAGAAUCUGUUACCCCAUCCACUGAGAGGGAGGCUACUAAAGUGAAAACUUCAAAGGCUGAAGAAGAACAGGGUGAGAUAGGCAAUUCACAGGAUAAGAACCUCAAAAAACCAGAUAAAAUACUGCCUUGUCCGCGUUGUAAUAACAUGGACACCAAAUUCUGCUACUACAAUAAUUACAAUGUCAACCAACCCCGCCACUUCUGCAAGAAUUGCCAGAGAUACUGGACUGCUGGUGGGACCAUGAGGAAUGUGCCUGUAGGUGCUGGUCGUAGGAAGAACAAGAACUCUGCUUCUCACUGUCACCACAUAACUGUCUCUGAAGCAGUACUCCAUAAUACUCUGACAGACUUGACAAAUGGAACUCAUCAUCCUUCGCUGAACUGCAAUGGUGCAGUCCUUACAUUUGGGUCUGAUACACCCUUGUGUGAAUCAAUGGAAUCUACUUUGAACCUUGCUGAUAAAGCGGUGCACAAUUACACAAAAAAUGGAUUUCAUAAACAUGAAGAACUAAGAAUUUCUGUCCCCCAUGCCAGUGGAGAAAAAAGAGAUGAUCAAUCCAAUAAAUCUUCGGAUACAUCCACAAAAUCAAUUGAAGGUGCAAGCGCCAAUAAGUCCCAAGAACAAACUAUGCAGAAUUGCCAGAGCUUCCCAUCACAAGUUCCCUACUUUUCUGGGGCCACUUGGCCUUUCCCAUGGAGUCCAGUGCAAUGGAGCUCUCCUGUACCACCACCUGCCUUUUGCCCUCCAGGCUUUACCAUGCCAUUCUAUCCUGCAACAGCUUAUUGGGGUUGUACUGUGUCAGGCGCAUGGAACAUCCCAUGGCUAGCACAACCAUCAUCACCAAAUGGUGCAACCUCUAACUCUGGCUCUAACUCCCCAACCUUAGGUAAACAUUCAAGGGAAGAGAACAUGCUUAAAUCAAAUGAUUCAAGCGGUGGAGAUGGACAUAGCAAAGAAAAUAACAAAGAAAAGUGCCUGUGGUUUCCAAAAACUUUGAGAAUUAAUGACUCGGGAGAAGCUGCAGAAAGUUCUAUAUGGACAACUCUCGGGAUUGCAAAUGAUAAGGCUGACUCAGUUCCCGGGGGAGGACUCUUUAAAGCAUUCCCUUCAAAGUUUGAUGAAAAGAAUCACUCUAUGCAAGCCUCACCAGUCUUGCAGGCCAAUCCAGCAGCCUUGUCUAGGUCACUUAACUUUCGUGAGACCUCAUAAACAUGUAGCUAAUAAAUUUGUAAUUGUGUUUUUGGUGAACUGUUCCUGAAGAAAUCACAAAUUGUAAAGCCACGCUGAUUCACCAGCCUUGUUUGUAAGAGUUAGUUCUUGCUGUCAGCCAACUGAAGAAGAACAAAGGAUGGUUCUUUCUGCAUUUCCUUCUAAGAAGAAGGAGCAUUCUUGUGUUUUGCGGAGUAUCUCCCCUUUCUUAAGUGACUUCUAGGCUGUUUUACUUUUACCCUCUUUCCUUUCAUUCAGAUGUUUUUUUUAGUUCCAUGUAUAUAUUUAAGUUCAUAUGACAUAGCGAGUUUGUUUUCCUAGAUCUCAGAUGUAUAUAAAUAAGAAUGGGAGUUCAAAUUGAACUUCUUGAUCUGGUUUCUUUCUUUCAGAAUGUAACACUAUGUUUUUCAUUGAC
Messenger RNA from Gastrolobium bilobum, 2081 nucleotides. Its product is annotated as cyclic dof factor 2-like. The transcript has 2 exons. Gene Ontology annotation, molecular function: DNA binding; DNA-binding transcription factor activity. The coding region runs from base 155 to 1666 and encodes 503 amino acids. The record is from RefSeq and is a predicted model, not a curated record. Gene Ontology annotation, biological process: regulation of DNA-templated transcription. NCBI's taxonomy places the organism in Eukaryota, Viridiplantae, Streptophyta, Magnoliopsida, Fabales, Fabaceae.